GAGCAAUCUCCCAAUUCAUCUCUGUCUCUGUUAGAGGAUUGUAUUGCUUCGUUAUCAAAACAUGCAAAACAUAAUCUGAUGCCAUUAACGGACUGCAAUCCGCGAGUACGGUGUGAAACACGAUUUUAAUUUUUUCCGAAUAAGAUACAAGUUUUGUUGCAAAAUGCGUGCACCAGGAGACUUCACUAUAGUCGGUGGUGACAGUGCCUUUGCAAACAGGCAGAAGCUAUUAUUUGACAAACUGUCAAUGGCAGAGAAAAUGUGCAGCAAGGAUACGAAUAAUACCCCACCGCUAUUCCCUGAAAUUCCGCACGUUCGGAAGGAGAGAUUGAAUAAAAUAAGAGAAACUAAGAGGUUUCGAGGAAGGGAAAGUAUCUUCAAGCGUCCCGAAGGACCUGCGCCUCGUACGAACAUCAGGAGCAUUCCGGAUCACCAUCGGAAUCCUCAUAAGUGGGUUAAGUACAGUUUAGAAGAUGUACCAACUGAAGACAUGUCGGAGCGCAGCAAUGCACAAGCGGCAUAUUGUUUUCUUAGAGAAUUAAAAGCCAGAAAGGUCAGGGAACAGAAAGAAGAAGAGAUGAAAAUGGAGAUCGACGAUGCCCAAUCGACGAUGGAGAAAAUUAAAGAGAAAGCAAAUAAAUCUACGAGUAGAGUAGAAUUCAAGAAACCAUCUACCGAGAAUGAGGAAGUCAAAGGCUCACCGGUUAUCAUAGAACACGACGGUAAACCAUUAUUUAGAAGCAGCAAGAUCAUCAUGCCGGAGUAUGUCGUUGGCGAGAAACCAAAGAAAGUAAAGAAAAGCCGACCUGUUAUUAAGAUCGAUCGUUCUAAGCAGCUUAAACUGAGCCAUUUGGAAGAAGUUGAUGCCGAUGCUGACGACUAAAUUUUUAUUGGAUAAUCCCUCAUGAUAUACUAGCUUGUAAUUUUAAUGUAAAUUUGGUAAUUAAAUUAAUGGAAUUAUGGACAUUUCAAA
Orussus abietinus is the source of this 973-nucleotide messenger RNA. Its product is annotated as protein TSSC4. The coding region runs from base 164 to 883 and encodes 239 amino acids. Lineage: Eukaryota; Metazoa; Arthropoda; Insecta; Hymenoptera; Orussidae. The transcript has 2 exons. The record is from RefSeq and is a predicted model, not a curated record.